UAUUUGGUGCAGGUUUCUAGAUCUAUAGGCGAUGUUUAUAUGAAACAUGCGCGGUAUGACAGGGAACUAAUUAAUGGAAAAUUCAGACUUCCUGAACCAAUGAACAAGCCUAUAUUGAGUGCGAACCCAACUAUUAUUUCUCAUGUUCUCCAACCAAAUGAUGCUUUCCUUAUACUUGCAUCUGAUGGUCUAUGGGAACACUUGAGCAAUGAAAAAGCUGUGGAUAUUGUCCACAAUCAUCCACGUGCAGGGAGUGCCGAAAGGUUGGUCAUGGUUGCCCUACAAGAAGCAGCCAGAAAACGAGAAAUGAAAUACUCAGGUCUUUGGAAGAUUGGCAAGAAGGUUCGACGCCAUUUUCACGACGAUAUAACUGUUAUAGUGUUAUUCUUUAAUCAUGAUCUUAUAUCCAGAGGUGCAGUCCAAGACCCUCUAGUAUCCAAUCGAAACGCACUGGAACACAGGUAAUUCAUAAUACCAAAUAGAUUUUCUGCUUCCUCUGGUUUUUCCCAAACCCUCAAAGAACUGCCCUACACCAACAGAAGCCAUUUUUAUGGUGCACCGGUGGACCUCUGCACUGAUGUAGCGGGAUGCAUUGCUCGAAUACUGAUAUAGAGAGAACACUUGUUUUAAGAGGACUCAAAAUUUGUAAAAUGUUAAAAGAGUGUAACCUCCAUUUAC
Theobroma cacao (cacao) is the source of this 678-nucleotide messenger RNA. RefSeq names its product putative protein phosphatase 2C 42. The record is from RefSeq and is a predicted model, not a curated record. Gene Ontology annotation, molecular function: protein serine/threonine phosphatase activity. NCBI's taxonomy places the organism in Eukaryota, Viridiplantae, Streptophyta, Magnoliopsida, Malvales, Malvaceae. Gene Ontology annotation, biological process: protein dephosphorylation.